CCCCACGUGCGCGUGACGCGGGGCGGGGGCUGGUGGCGGCGGGGAGCGGCGGGGCCAUGCAGCCCCCGGCGGGCUCCCCCGGGCCCGGCGCCGCGGCGGGGGCCGAGCUGCUGCGGUGGCAGUGGCGGGAGGUGCAGGCGCCCUGCCUGGUGGCCGCCUGGAUCCUGGUGGCCAGCCUGGCCAAGAUCGUUUUCCACCUGUCAAGGAAGGUGACGUCCAUUGUCCCGGAGAGCUGCCUCCUCAUCCUGCUGGGGCUGGGCCUGGGGGGCAUUGUGUUGGCUGUGGCGAAGAAAGCCGAAUACCAGCUGGAGCCCAACAUGUUCUUCCUCUUCCUUUUGCCCCCGAUCGUCCUAGAUUCCGGCUACUUCAUGCCCAGCCGGCUGUUUUUCAACAACAUUGGUGCCAUCCUCACCUACGCAGUGGUGGGCACGCUCUGGAACUCCUUUGCUACCGGCGCUGCGCUCUGGGGGCUGCACCGAGCCGGGCUUAUGGCAGAUCCAGGCGUCGAAGCUGGGCUGAUGGAUUUCCUGCUCUUCGGCAGCCUCAUCUCAGCUGUGGAUCCUGUGGCAGUGCUGGCUGUCUUUGAAGAGGUCCAUGUAAACGAGACCCUCUUCAUCAUUGUGUUUGGCGAGUCUCUUCUGAAUGAUGCUGUCACUGUGGUUCUGUACAAGGUCUUCAACUCUUUUGUGGAGCUGGGCCCAGCACACAUCCGUGCCACGGACUAUGUGAAGGGAGUGGCCUCCUUCUUUCUGGUGAGCCUGGGUGGUACAGCUGUGGGGCUGCUUUUUGCCUUCCUCCUGGCCCUGAUCACGAGGUUCACCAAGCGUGUGCGCAUCAUCGAGCCGCUCUUCGUCUUCCUCCUGGCCUAUGUUGCAUACCUUGCUGCUGAGAUGGUCUCGCUUUCCUCCAUCCUGGCAGUCACUUUCUGUGGGAUCUGCUGCAAGAAGUACGUGGAAGCCAACAUAUCCCAGAAAUCCCGCACCACGGUCAAGUACACCAUGAAGACACUGGCCAGCAGCUCAGAGACCAUCAUCUUCAUGUUUCUGGGCAUCUCGGCUGUGGACACCUCUAAGUGGGCAUGGGACACAGCGCUGGUGCUGGGCACCUUGUUCUUUAUCCUACUCUUCAGAGCUGUGGGCGUUGUCCUUCAGACCUACGUGCUCAACCGCUUCCGCCUCAUCCCCCUGGACAGGAUUGACCAGGUGGUCAUGUCCUAUGGUGGCCUCCGUGGGGCUGUGGCCUUCGCCUUGGUCAUCCUGCUGGAUAGGGACAAAGUGAAAGCUAAGGACUACUUUGUGGCAACGACCAUCGUGGUUGUGUUCUUCACUGUCAUUGUGCAGCCAUGCACCCUCUCACCAUCCCAGUCUUUCCCUUGCCUUCUCCUGCCAUUCCAGGGCCUGACCAUCAAACCCCUGGUGAAGUGGCUGAAGGUGAAACGCAGUGACCACCACAAGCCCACACUGAACGAGGAGCUGCAUGAGCACGCCUUUGACCACAUCCUGGCAGCAGUGGAAGACAUUGUGGGGCAUCAUGGCUACCAUUACUGGCGGGACAAGUGGGAACAGUUUGACAAGAAGUACUUGAGCCAGCUCCUGAUGCGGAAAUCUGCCUACAGGCUGCGAGACGAGAUCUGGGAUGUUUACUACAAGCUGAACAUUCGUGAUGCUAUUAGCUUUGUUGAUCAGGGUGGCCACGUGCUCUCGGCUGCCAAGCUGGCGCUGCCCUCCAUGCCCAGCCGCACGUCCAUGUCAGAGUCGUCGGUCACAAACCUUCUGAGGGAAAGCGGAAGCGGUGCGUGCCUGGACCUGCAGGUGAUUGACACGGUGCGGAGCCGCCGGGACAAGGAGGACGCUGCCAUGCACCAUGUGCUGCGAGGGAGCCUCUACAAGCCCCGCCGGCGGUACAAGGCCAGCUACAGCCGUCACUUCAUCUCUCCAGAUAAACAAGAGCGCCAAGAUAAAGAAAUCUUCCGGCAGAACAUGAAAAGGCGGCUGGAGACCUUCAAAUCUACAAAGCACAACAUCUGCUCCUCCAAGAGCAAGGCCAGGCUGAAGGAAAAGGGCAGGAAAAAGAAGAACAUCUCUCUGACCAGUGAUGCACACAAUGGGAAGACACACAGAAACGUCCCCUGGCAGGAGGCAGCUCCUGUUCUGGUGAUGAUCAGCUCAGAGGAGGAGGAGAGUGAUAGCUCCGAGACGGAGAGAGAAGACGAUGAAGGGAUUGUGUUUGUUGCUCGAGCCACUGAUGAAGUCCUGCAGGGAAAGACAACUGCUGGCAGCCUGGAUGUUUGCCCCAGCCCCUGCAUCAUCCCGCCAUCACCCACCUUGGCAGAGAAGGAGCUGCCAUGGAAAGGAGACCAGGCUGAUCUGGCUGUUUACAUCUCCUCGGAGACCACCAAAAUUGUGCCAGUGGAUAUGAAGAAGGCGUGGAACCAAAGCAUCUCCUCCCUGGAGAGCAUCGCUUCCCCCCCAGGCAUUGAGAGUGGACCUCAGCACAGGAGAUUCGCCUGCCCUGUGCUGGAGGAGCAAUCCCAGUCUGCAAGCCAAGCGAUGCCAGAGCAGAGCUCCUGCUUCCAGUUCCCCAGCCACAUCUCUAAGAGCGGCCGGUCACAGAGUGACAGCAGCCCUGAUGGCACUGAGCAGCAGGAGCUGCAGCCUUUGAUGGCCACGGAGGAUCAGGGCAGGAUGCUGCCCAGCACAGAGCCCAAAUGGCUGAUGUUCAACAGAGCAAGCCACCUCUGAGGCAGACUGCAGAUGGGGAAGGGGCUGGGGGCUGCGAUGGGUUGUGACCCGCUGACCGCUCUGCUGUCUUGCAUUGUAAAGCUUGUCUGUGUCUCCAUAAACUCCAGGAGUGGCAGGAGAGCCCAGUACUGCUCCUGGAGCUGCCCUCCAGGAUGGGCUUUGCCCAUCAAUGUACUGAUGCACAGCUGGUUGAUAACUGGGCUUUUUGCUGCAACAGCAGGUACCAGCCCCCAUCCACCCAGAGAGGCACAGACCGCAAACCUCUUUCUUCCUCUCUUGGUCCCUACACAUCUUCACAGCGCUGGGAGGCCAUAGAUGUUCCUCCUAGGGCUGAGAACCCAACUGGACUCGAUCCCAUCGUGGCUGUGCUGCCCUGAGGUGUAAGGGUGCUGGCUUGCGGGUGUGGGAGCACAAGCUGAUCUCCAGCCUGGCUGUGAGCAGGAAACCUCUGGGGAGAGGGCUGGGAGUGGCAGCUAGUGCAGGAGAACCCAUCCAUACCCAGCAGCGCAGCCGUUGACUUCGGGGUGGCUACUGUGCUGGUUCCUCACAGCAUGCAUGGAGCUCAGCCAGGAGGCCAGAGAUGGGCUCCUUGCCAUGGCAGCUCUGUGUUCCCCAGGUUGUGGGGUACCGCAGAGGUAAGGCCAUCACCUUCUCAGGACUGGGAGCAGAGCUCCUGGGGUUUGGCUCCACUAGGAGCCAAACUAGUGAACCUGUACGCACAGGGACUCCUCUAGCAGCCAACCUGCUGUACCAGCCUCACGCCUGUUGUCUGGAUGUGUUCCCAAGAGCUGUGGUGUUCAGCUUUCUGGCUUUGCUAGGAGGCAGCUGCUCUGCACAGCAUCCUUGGCAUUCAUCCUGCCCGUGUCCCAGUCCCUCUAGUUGCUUGGGGCUCCAUCAACUGGCAGGGCUGGUCGUGGUGCAAGGAGUGGAUCAAGCAGCAGGUAUGAAUGUACAUAAGGAACAGGGGUGAUCUGCAAGAGCUGAGUGCAUCUUCAAAUGUCUGUCUGUACCUGCCUCCCAGCCACUCCUGAUCCCUCCUGAGAGGGUGGUGGGACGUGGUGGCAAUGGUCCACACAGUGAAUGAUUCCUGGUUUGUCCCCAAGGGCCAAGAAUUUCUCCCCAAGAACUGCUCAGCAUGCAAAAGCUCAGCACAGCAGCUGGCACUGGUGAUGCGGGAGGGCUGGGGAUGCUCUUCUUCGGGAAGAAUGGGCAUUUAAGCUGUUGAAGCUCCAAAGCAGGUAAAUAAUGGCCUGUUCCAGCUGUGCAGGUGUGCUGAGACAGCAGGUGUCAAGGGGACAUUUGGAUGCACUGGCAGAGUGAGCCCAAUGUGGGGCAAGCGAGCUGGUGGUACUUCCCAGUACUGUCAGCAAGGCUCAGGAAAUGUCAUUCUGCUCUGUACCUGUUCCACCAGAUGAGCAUGAGGUUUUUAAAAGGUUUUUAUAUAGUUUUGCAUUUCUGGUUUGCCUUAUUCUGGUUUUGAUUUCUGAUCUUGGGCCAUACUAAAUCUCUAGCUGGGUCAGUGUGUUCUGUAGCCAUGGGCACCACAAAUGACUCAAGACUUAAUAUCUUAUUUGCAAGAAUAUUGUUUUAAUGUGAAAAUAUAUGAAGAGUAUUUUGUAAUGUUCAAUAAAUCGGGC
This is a messenger RNA of Cuculus canorus (common cuckoo), 4378 nucleotides long. It is a transcript of the gene SLC9A5, whose product is annotated as solute carrier family 9 member A5. Bases 57 to 2741 code for a protein of 894 amino acids. The transcript has 16 exons. Gene Ontology annotation, cellular component: membrane. The record is from RefSeq and is a predicted model, not a curated record. Gene Ontology annotation, biological process: sodium ion transport; regulation of pH; proton transmembrane transport. NCBI's taxonomy places the organism in Eukaryota, Metazoa, Chordata, Aves, Cuculiformes, Cuculidae. Gene Ontology annotation, molecular function: sodium:proton antiporter activity.